Messenger RNA from Bursaphelenchus xylophilus (pine wood nematode), 1997 nucleotides. The record is from the annotation of a GenBank genome assembly. Lineage: Eukaryota; Metazoa; Nematoda; Chromadorea; Rhabditida; Aphelenchoididae.
AUGAGUAGAUUAAAUCUGCUCAGGCUUCAGCGCCUCAAUUUUAAUUCCGUCAGAUUCUGGAGUCCAAGUUAUCACGAUAAAACUGUUCCGGUCACAUUUGAAAGUGAGUUAUUGGAAGGGUAACAUAAUUUUCACGUUUAGAUGUGGUCUUUCCGCCGAAUGGUGAAAUGAAGUUGCCGGUGAUGCCUACCGAGCCUAAGUAUGAUCCAGAAUUAGGAGAGGAAAAGUAUAAAACGACCAAAAGGUUGAUCGAAGCUCGGGGAGUUGAGCCCAUUCACACUACCCUGAUUCAUAAACAAUAUGGGUUGGCAGCCGUUCAGGGAGGUUUUCUAAGGCCGACGGAUUUCAAAUUCUUGCAGGUAUGGUUCUUAUACUUGUUUCUUAUUUGAUUUUUAGACACGAAUCAACAAAAAUCUUCAAAAAAAUCAAUUUGCUAUCUGGAGAGUGCCUCCUCCAUGGUUACCAAGGACAAGGAAGCCGCAGGGUACAAAGCUGGGUGGUGGCAAAGGUCAGCUUCAUCAUUAUGUGACUCCUGUGAGGGCUGAGAGAAUUAUUGUCGAAUUGGGAGGGCAUAUUACGGAGAUUGAGGUGAGUAUUUUGGCUCAAUAUCAGAUGUAUUACCUAUUAAAAAGUUUGUUGAAGUUUUGCUUUGAUGUUGAUCAAUGUUUUUAGGCAAUGGCUUACGUGACUUACAUGACCGAUUUUUUGCCUUUCCCGGUUCGAUUUGUUUCCGAGGAGAUGCUGGCGGCAGAAAGACAAUAUGAGGAAGAUGUGAAGAAGUACAACAAGAAUCCUUUCAAUUGGGAGAAGCUGAUAAAAUGGAAUAUGCAAAACUGUACCAGCUUCUUGAACCAAUAUGAUAUCAUUUGGAAGGGAAAGUACAAAUGAUUUUGUUAUUGCGAUUAGGCUUUUAUUGUUUUUUGUUCAUAAAUUUGUUUUUUAUUGACAAUUUAGUCUGCAGUUACUGGUUAUGCGUCCAGACAUUAUCUAAAAUUUUUAGAUUCCUUUUUAACUUAUUUUAGGCCGUUGGGCAUGGCCACGGAGGAUGAGUUGAUCCGGAUUCCCUUCAAAAAAGUUGUAUAUUACAUCAGUGGUCUCCCUUUUCUUGGACUUGCUUUUUGUGUAAUAUACAGCUUUCUUUUUCACUUUGAAGAUGCCAAUGCUACGCAUUGUGGUGUCCCCAAUUGGUUGCCUUCCAUAUCAGCGGCUGUGGCCAAGUUGGAGCCCGAGAGAUACGUUUGGAGAAUAGCUAUUGGGCUGCACAGUGCGCCUAGAAUUGUGCUGGCAGUCGCGUUUCGGUAAGUAAUUUGUGGUCCAUGUUUUUGUUUGUUAACUUUAAGGUUUAAUGAGAUUAUUUGCAGUAAUUUCCUAGUCAUUUCUCCUCUUCGUUCAUUAAAUACAACAUUCCUCAAUGUCAUGGCGAAUAUUGGAUGUUUCUUCCAUAUAGCCGAGAUUACAUUCCUAAUGAUGCUGUCAGCCAUAUCUUCUGGUGAUAAUUACGGUGAGUUUUGAGUGAUUUUACAUAAUUUUUUAUUGCUUUAGCCCUGCACAAAUUAUCGUUUAUCGGGUUUUUGAUAUGUGGCUUUAUUUACAUGCUGAUGAGUAUAUUUUUGUUCGAUUACUCGGGAAGACGAAGGACAGUGUCUGUGGUAAGUGUUUUUUUUUUGAUUUCUGUUUGAAUUUUAGGUACCAAAAUCAUGGUGUAUAUAUUAUACAUGAUAUUUUAGGGUGAGAAAUCAUAUCAAUACAAAGUGUUCUGCUGUGGAGCAGCCUUCAUCAGUCUGUUCUUCGCUCUCUACUUUUUCUACAGACACAACACUUACUGUGAGCCAGGUAUCUACACCUUCUUUGCCUUAUCCGAAUAUGGAGUGGUCAUCUUUAAUAUCCUCUUCCAUUCCACUUUAUAUUACGACUUUUAUGAUCGCAACUUCUCUAUAAUUUCUGGUGGAUUCUCGGCCAGCUCAUAUCAAAUGCUUCCAAUGCAUCGGGACGACUAA